Molecule: messenger RNA, 6068 nt
Organism: Pygocentrus nattereri (red-bellied piranha)
Lineage: Eukaryota; Metazoa; Chordata; Actinopteri; Characiformes; Serrasalmidae
Gene: syn2a
Product: synapsin IIa
Exons: 13
Coding region: 299-2122 (607 amino acids)
Biological process (GO): neurotransmitter secretion
Cellular component (GO): synaptic vesicle membrane; synaptic vesicle
Molecular function (GO): ATP binding
Source: RefSeq, a predicted model, not a curated record
GAUGGGGGAGGGGACAGCAGAGGAGAGAGAGGGAGCAUCUCCUGCAGGCAUUCAGGCUGCAGAAGCUGCGUCUGAUUGGCCGAUAGAAGCCUGCGACGUCAGCCUCGGCAGGCUGGGGGGAGUGGAGAGGAAACACAGCAAGGCUAGGAGGGAACCCAUACCACUCAAAUGAUCCACGAUAAGCUCUGAGGACGCUCGGCAGCUGCAUCUGAAAAGCUUCGUUGAUCUGCACACAAAAAUCACUGCCUCUGUCUCUGUCCAGCAUCAGGAUCCCAGCCUUCUGCCUCCUGCCUCAGCCAUGAACUACCUGCGCCGACGUCUUUCCGACAGCACCUUCAUCUCCAACCUGCCCAAUGGCUACUUAUCAGACCUCCAGAAGCCAGACCCUUCCCAGCCGCCUCCACCCGAAGCGGGUCAGCAGGCCACGCAGCCACCCGCCGUCUCUCCGACCCCUGAGAGGAAGCCCCAGCCAGCUGCCCAGUCCUCAGGGACGGGCUUCUUCAGCUCCAUCACCAACGUGGUGAAGCAGACGGCAGCCUCGGCUGGGCUGGUGGAACAGACACCUGUCCCCACGACCAAGAAGUUCAAAAUCCUCCUCGUGAUCGACGAGCCACAGCAGGAGUGGGUCAAAAUUUUCAGGGGGAAGAAGCUACAGGGAGAUUAUGAUAUAAAAGUGGAACAGGCAGAGUUUCGUGACCUGAAUGUGGUGUCCCAUGCUAAUGGGACCUGUAAUGUGGCUAUGCAAGUCCUUAGGAAUGGAACCAAGGUUGUGAGGUCAUUCAAGCCUGAUUUUGUUCUCAUCCGACAACACGCCUUCAGCAUGACUGAGAAUGCAGAUUUCCGCAACCUGAUCAUCGGGUUACAGUACGCAGGCAUCCCCAGCAUCAACUCACUGGAGUCUAUCUACAACCUGUGUGACAAACCAUGGGCGUUUGCUCAGCUGAUCAGCACACACAGGAGACUUGGACAAGAGAAAUUCCCACUGAUUGAGCAAACGUUCUAUCCAAACCACAAAGAGAUGGUAACCAUGCCAACGUUCCCUGUUGUGGUGAAAAUUGGACAUGCUUACUCUGGUGUGGGGAAGGUGAAAGUCGACAAUCACACAAAGUUCCAGGACAUAGCGAGUGUGGUCGCUCUCACACAGACCUACACAACAUCUGAGCCUUUCAUCGAUUCCAAGUAUGACAUCAGGAUUCAGAAAAUCGGCAAUGAUUACAAAGCUUACAUGAGAACUUCCAUUUCAGGCAACUGGAAGUCCAAUACAGGCACUGCCAUGCUGGAACAAGUGGCAAUGACAGAUAGGUAUAAGCUUUGGGUGGAUACCUGCAGUGAGCUGUUUGGAGGCCUUGAUAUUUGUGCAGUCAAGGCCAUUCAUGGCAAAGACGGGAAGGACUACAUUACUGAUGUGGUGGGCUCUUCAAUGCCCCUGGUGGGAGAUCACCAGGCAGAGGACAGGCAGCUUAUUGCUGAUAUGGUUAUAGCCAACAUGAACCAGGCUGUAGCACAGAACCCUAAAAGACCAACUACAAUUCAGCCAUCACAGAGCGUCACUCAGAAGGAAGCCAUGACGGACCCGAAGAAGCCCCCACCUCAAGGGGGCCGCUUGGAACCCCAAGGAUCAGUAUCUUCAUAUGAUCGGCCUUCUACUGGGGCAGCUAGCAAUCCCCAAAUCAGAGGCCCAACUGCUCUCACCACAGAACCUCCUCACAUUUUAAAAGAAGACAGAUGUGGCCCACCAGAGCCGACGUCACAAAUUCAGCCUGCCAAGCCUCUGCCUCCAAAGCGGCGGAAUUCAAAAAACCGUGCACAGGCCAGGCCUCCCGAUCCCUCAGCGACCACAGGCCAGCCUCUGACCAUGCGCCAGAGUCCAGUGGAGCUCCAGUCUCCUCCAACAUCAAGCCAACCACAGGCUUUUGAUUCCAGCCAACCUGCUUCUAAAGAACCACAACCACCAGUGGAGAAGGAGGAGCAGGCCCACCCACCACUUAACAAGUCUCAGUCCCAGUCCAGCACGUUUGGCCUGAGAGACAAGUACUUCUUCCGCGUGGCUGGUGAGGAUGUGGUCAGAGCUGAGGCCAUCCGAAGCCUGCGAGAGUCCUUCACCAGUCUCUUCUCUGACUGAGAGAAGAGCACUUGAACAGCUCAGCACUAAAUUGACCUGUCGUCCCACACUGUCGGAGUUAUAUCUGUACCUUUCCAUACAGCGUAUAGUGUCCAAGCUUGAAGGCAUAGUUUAGUGAAAGUAAAAUUUCCACAGUUUUAAUCCUAAAGCCAAAAUGAGAUGGCCAGCUAAAGCAUAUUCAGUGUGUAAAGUUUGCUUUUUUAGUUCUGCACAGGAGCUACGAGGCUAAAGCAGUUAAAAAAAAAUGGAAGGUUCUACCACACCAAUUAGCAUGGUGCUAACUGCAUGCAGUCAGUAAUCUCAAAUCGAUUCACUUAAGUCAGAGGUUCUUAACCUUUUUUGAGGGUAAAAAUAUUUCACAACCAUACCUGUGCCAACCUACCCUGCCUCUAGUCCCCCACUCCACACAUCCAAUAAAGAAACUACAGAUGAAUAAUCAAACAGUAAAUCUUCUCACUGACUAGGCCUGCAUUCUUUAGCUAGCACUUCACCACCAACCACCACAAACCUGUCACUGCAAAAAAUGCUUCAGCAAUCAAUCAAGCCUCAGUAACGAGCCCACCCAAAAGAAAUUCAUAGUCAACAUUAGCCUGUCUUCUGUGGCCUGUAGGUGGUGCCAUUAAGCCCAGCUUGUAUGCACUUGUCAAAAUUAUGGUGGACCACAUCAUGACCCCUAGGGGAGUGCCGACCCCCAAGUUAAGAAACUCUGUCAUUCUGGCUUAAGUGGUUUCCCUGCUAGACGCAUUAUUUAGAAAAUAUUUAAAUAUAUAAUAUACAAUAUACAGAGAUAACAGGGUGCUAUGAUCUGUAGGAAUAGCUGCUGUCACUCUGCAAGGCAAGUGUAGAGACUGCAACGUUAGUCAGAAACCACUGAAGUUGUGACAGGAUUUUGACAAGUAUCUAAUAGAGUGGACAGUGGACACCAUGUUUAAAAACUCCAGCAGCGUUGCUAUAAUAUGUCUGAUCUACUCGUACCAGCACAACAAGCACACCACCCAAAUAAAACCUGCUUUGCGGUGGUCCUGUGGGGGUCCUGACCAUUGAAGAAUAGGGUAAAAGUGGGCUAACAAAGCUUGCAGAGAAAAUAUGUUACUGUACAACUACAAAGUGGUUCUAUAUGGAAAGUAGACCUGAUGAAAUGGACAAUGAUUGUGGAAACAAAGAGGUGGUGAUUUUAAGGAACCCUGCAGAUAUAAAUGAGUUUGAAUGAAUGAAAGAGACAGGAACGCUACUAACAUCUCUUUAUAUUCUUUGCUUUUAUAUAUCUCUUGACUAUUUAGAAACAAUUAUAUCAGUUGUAGAUAUAGAUUGUUGUUUACAAUAAUGUCAAUUAAAAGGUCACUACGGGUCAGUUUCCGAGACAAGGAUCAAGCCCAGAUUUUGAAUGGAGAUGUUCUAUUGAAAGGAGACCAUAGUGUUUUUCAUAAUGGAAUUUACAUUCUACGUUAGCCCUAAAGCUCCAGUGCAAAACUAAAGAAACAAACUACAGGCCGCACACAUCUUGACUGACUGAUUACACUUGCGGUAAGAGGAGUUGUGCAAAUUGCAUUUCUUUUGCCAAACUAUUCCUUUAAUCCUACUUCUGCUUUUAUUUUCUUCUGUGUCGUGUCGUUGUCGCAUGUUUAAUGCAUGAGUGAGUUUUUUUGAUUUUGCCAUCCGAGUGAGAAGAAUACAAUGCCAUAUAUUUGCAUGUAAAACAGAUCAAGUAACAUAAAAAAGCCAUUUUUAAGUCAGGCGAACAAACCGUCUUAAAUGGUUUUGGUUUCUGUCCUGUGGUCGAAUGUCAAAGUGAUUGUAGGUAUAAGUGUGUAGGUGUAUACAGGUGUGUGUGACCUCCUUCUCGUAUUAGUUUUGAUCCCAGGUAUAGAAACUGCUCAGAAUGCAAAUUCAUUGUCAGUCAGUAAAGUGCUGUGAUGUAUGACCUUAUAUAUGAACUUCAUUCAUUUUGUCCUUUUGACACUAAAGGCCUUCAAGAAAAAAAGUCUGGUCUAACAUUUAAAUGGUCCGCUUUUUUUCUUUUUUAAUGCAAGGUUUGUAUGUGGUAUGUAAUUAAUGUUAGGAAAUCUACCAUUCACUCCCAAGUCCACAUAUGAAAACCAUGCUUCAAAAACAGCCUAUUUUGAAUUCAGUGUUUUUGUGAUGUCACAAGAUACACUGUAUUUGCAUGUUAUCCACCAAUUUUGUGCACAGUAGUUCAGUGCCACUUAUUCAAGUUGAAGUUGUAAGGAAUGUUUCAGUCUGGACUGCUUUCUGAAUGAGACACAAUACAAAACAGCCAAUCAGAAAUGAGCUCAUUUACAUAUAUCCAUCUUAAAGGCACAGUAACAAAAUCUGGGCUAAAAAAACACGAUACAUAAGAUAAUGGAAAUGAGAAUUAGUAAAUACGUUUUUAGGAGAUUACACCACCCUAAAGUUACAAGUGAACAUCCGGGGAAAAUAAAAUGCCAUAAUAAUGUUGAAUAUGCCAAUUUAUGAUGUGCUUGGAUUAAGGAAUGGUCAUGUUUUUUAGACUGGGACACAGAAACACAUGAGUAGGACUUGAAUACCAAGAGCAGGUAAGCAGACCCGUUUAUCUACAACACAUCAGUGAUUACAGAAGAACAUGCUGAAGACCAUAUGGUAGUCUUACAUAUUCACAUUCACAGCGGUGCGAGAAAUAAAAAACAACUCCCAUAUAAAGCUCGUUCUUUCUUUAGGAAAAUAUAGCUAAGCAAAAAUACUCCAUUAUGAAAAGACCUGGGUAAGAUUAAAAUAGUGCUUAACAUAAAAAAAUAGCUUUUUGCUGAACAGCAGCAACACAGCUUACAGAUUUUAAAGGUCCAGCACAACCAUUUCAUAUCCAGAAAUCUCAGCAGAUAAUAACACAAUCAAUUAGUGUUUUUCCCAAAGAUCUCUCCAACCCACCUUUAUUACUUUCAAGGAAAGGCUCUGAGAAAAAUCAAAUGUACAGUUGAAUGUAAAUCUUUGAGCCCCCACAUGUAUGACAUAACGUUAAAUUACAUAUUUUGUUGAUAUGUAAAAAGUUAACACUCUAAUCCUCUACAGAGAACACACUUUCUGCACAAUGAGUUCAUUAUAUAAUUGUACAAUUACUGUUGAUUUGACUCUCAACCUGCUCGUCUGGGUCUUUAUUAAGGUCGUGACUUACUGUAAACCAUAAAAACGAACAAAGCAGAGGAAACAAACAGCAGAUUGAGCAAUGUUUUGUGGACGUGGUAAUGGAAAAGAUUUGGGUGACUAUUGACUUUAGUGUUAGCACACAAAACAAGGCGAAAAACAUGCACGUUGUCUUUGCUUCUAUACACUUUCGUUACUCUCAGAGGACAAAUACGUUUAAUUGACUAGUUACUAGUACAUACCAUUUGUGUGGCCACCUAUAGUUCUCUACGCAAAAAUGACCAGCCCAUCCUGACUUAAGUUUAAAAGCGCCACAUUAAUUGUAUCACGUAGAUUAGAAGGUAGAACAAACUGUAAGUAGCAGCUUGAAGCAGUGUAGGUAUAAAAAAAGAUUUUUUUUUUAAAGCAAAAAUUGCAUUUAACAUGCACAAAUACACAAAACAUAAUUUAAAAUCACACUCUAGAAGAUCUUUGGUGUUGGGGUAUGUUAAAUAUUUUUGCACAGCUCACCUUAAAGCCAGGGCAAAAUCCAGUUGCUGUUCUAAUCUGAAACAAAGCUUUUGCUCAGUCGUGACAAACUAGGCAGAUGAGAGGUGUUUGUACAGUAAAUCUUGCGGUUACAGUCAUCCAUCGCCAAGGCUAAUAUGCAUUAACUGGAUUAGCCACUUCAUGUAAACAAGCAGUUCCCAGAAAUGCAUUAAUCAGAGCACUCAAAUUAAGUCGUCUGCCAUAUAGAUGAGAAAUGUGUACUGGAUGUGCUUGAGACUAACCUGUGCCAUGCUGUGUUUGUUAUAUUUGUCCAUGACUGUUAAUAAAUUUAAGAAAUGAU